Messenger RNA from Coccinella septempunctata (seven-spotted ladybird), 3998 nucleotides. Its product is annotated as GPI inositol-deacylase. Gene Ontology annotation, molecular function: phosphatidylinositol deacylase activity. The coding region runs from base 73 to 3123 and encodes 1016 amino acids. Gene Ontology annotation, cellular component: endoplasmic reticulum. Lineage: Eukaryota; Metazoa; Arthropoda; Insecta; Coleoptera; Coccinellidae. Gene Ontology annotation, biological process: endoplasmic reticulum to Golgi vesicle-mediated transport; GPI anchor metabolic process. The record is from RefSeq and is a predicted model, not a curated record. The transcript is spliced from 16 exons.
ACAGAUUGUGUCAGAAUUCGAAAACAAAUUGGAAAUGACGGUGAACCGGUGAAAAGGGACAAGAUUUUAGUGAUGGUUGCAUCAAUAAAUGGCUUUAUUAUUUUGUGUUUGAUUUCGACCGCUGCUUAUUUUAUUGGGUUGCUUUCAUUCUUUGCAGAUAAUGAAAAGGAUAAAUGCGACAUGACAUAUAUGUUCGAACUUCCACAGUAUGUGAGAAUUUCGAACAACUUUGACAAGAAAUUUCCCAAGUAUGGUUUAUAUUAUUAUGAUGAGGGUCCACCCCAUGGGAGCACCCCAAAAUUUUGGGGCAUACCUGUACUUUUCAUUCCAGGAAAUGCAGGGUCACAUAAACAAGUUAGAUCCUUAGCCAGUGUAGCUUUAAGGAAAUCUGUGAAUAAAAGAUUGCCAUACCACUUUGACUACUUUACUAUUGAUAUGAAUGAAGAACUGUCAGGUCUCAGCGGAGGUUUUUUAAAUGAUCAGUUGGAAUAUACUAACCAGUCAUUACAUUUUAUAUUGAAAUUGUACAAAAAUCAGAGGUUUCCACCUAAAGCUGUUGUGCUCAUUGGACACUCAAUGGGAGGAGUGAUUGCUAGAAAACUCGCCCAAAUGGCAUCUAGCCCUGUUCAAAUUGUGAUAACCCUAGCAUCACCUCAUAAAAGAUCUCCUAUAAUCCUUGAUGAAUACAUCAGUUCCUUUUAUGAACAUGUUUCAGAUCCUAUAAGAUCUGAUAUCACCUUUGUCAAUUUAGCUGGAGGUUUUAGUGAUUUGUUAGUACCUACCACCUUGACAGAUUCUAAGGAUAACAAUAGUAUAUAUGCUGUCACUACACAUAUUCCUUUAUCUUGGGCUCCUUCAGACCAUAAACAGAUUUUAUGGUGUAAACAGACAGUUCUUUCUCUUACAAGGAGUCUUUUUGAUAGCGUAGACCCAGUGAAGAGACAGAUUUCUGAAUCAAGUGAUUAUCGGAGGAGAAUAUUCGAACACCAUUUAUUACAACAUAGUGGGACCAAGGCUAAAUUGAGAGAGAGGUACUAUAAUCAAGUAGAUUUAGAAGCAGAUGCGGAGUGGAUCGAACAGUUGCCCAGACAGUAUAGUGUGAGGUUUUUGAAAGGAACAAAGAAGCUACAUUGGUAUAUGAUACGGAUAGUUAAUGAUCCAAAACACGAAAUAUUAACAUUAGUUGCUCUAAAUUUGGAAACUGUGGAUUGGGUGUAUGCAUGUAGGGCUUAUAUUCCGAGGAAAACAUAUAAAAUAUGUGAGAAUGGAAUACAUCUGACCCAUCUUUCAACAAUAGAUCCAUCGGCAAGAUACAAAAGAAGAUCGCUCACUAUAAAUUUGCAGGAUAUCAGGAAGAAUUAUUCUGAUGAAUUCACACAUGUUAUUUUCAAAGUUGCACCUACCCAAGAACCUCUAGUGUUCCACGUUGACAUUCACAAUUCUGAAGAGAGGAGAAUGGAAUUGAAGCUUCCAAGUUGGUCGAAUUUGUGGAGGAAAACUGUGAUCCAAGAAACAGCAGAAAAUGCUCUAAGAUACGAAAUCACUUUACCUGACUUAUCACAUGUGAUACAAUCCUUUUAUUUGUAUCUGAAACCAAUUAAAUGCGCCAAAGAAGCUCAUCAUGCCACAGUUACGCUCGUAGUGCCUUGGAGUAACGAAAAUAACCAUAAACAUUUCACGGAUGUGGAUAAGAGUCCUUUUCAUGUCCGACUCUAUAAUUCAAAGCCGAAUUUUACUGAAAAACCAGCAUUUUUGAGAUUUACACUUGACCCUACUUGUAGGUAUGAAAUCAGUAUUCAACGAUCUGUGAAAGGCACCCUUAAUCAAUUAGCUCGAUUUUACUCUCCCCUUUUAAUCGUCAAUAUAGCUACUGCGGUUCUGCUCAUUUUAAAGACUCAGCUACAAAGUCUGGGCAGCAAAAAAGGGUGUACAUCAUUUUUCGAAGCUCUGAAGACAGGAACUAAACCGUAUUAUGUACUUGGUUUAGCUAAACUUGGAAGUGCUGCCCUAAGUUCUACUGUGCUCUCUAAAAUUUUACCCUUUAAUAAAGGGUAUGACUUGAAAGAAGAGGGUACAGACUUCUUUCUGUUACCUUAUGUUAUGUACUUAAUAAGUAUUGGUAUAAUAUGGCUGUUUGCUUCUAUUAUCACCGUUUGGAUAACGUUUUGCGAAUCGACUAUACAUAAAUUCAUACUCAAGUUUUUGAUCAAAACUGUGCCCUUCACCAUAAUUUGGUCGGAAUAUAUGAUAUCAGCGUUACAAAAGGUACCUUACAUCGUCUCGGUUGCCAUAAUAUUCAUCAGUUUCAAAACUUGUGGAGGCUUGGCUUUAGGUUUGGGUACCAUCUUCUAUUUUCUGAAGUUGACUCAAAUGUCCCAAGACUUCAUCGAGGCUACCAUUUUUUCGCUCAUAAAAGGCUUCAUUUUGAAGUUUAGGAUGAAGGGGAAAAGUAAAUCGACUGAAGAAAAACAGAAGGAUGAAAUGAGGGACAAACCGAUUGAAUGUGGAGAUCAGUGCUCAAAAACCGAAGACAUAUCAAAAAAAAUCUGUUCUAUAUCUUCGAAUAACGAUGCGGACGAAUCUAGUGGAGAUACUUCGGAAAAUUCUACAACAAAUCGAAUAGAUGAAAAAGAUGAAGUGACUGAAACUAUUGGUCAUGUGGGAGAAAAUGACGCGGAUAAAAAUGUAGUUAAAUUCUCUCCCCCAAGCUCAAUAUCGUUUCACGGUGUCAUGUUUUUGAUUUGGGUGUUAACGACCAUUAUAAACACCCCAUCAGUUCUCACAUGGGCCAGGAACUACCAUUUCAGCUCGUCACUGGAACCUGAUCCUUCGUUUUUACCGGGUUUUCUACUGAGUUUGUGCACUUUAGCAUUGUGGCAGUUCGAAAUGCCCAACACAAAAAAGAUUUGGUACAAAGAAGUGAGCUAUAUAAUCAAUGCCAUCGCUGUGAUUGGCUUGAUUUACGCACCAAUUUAUAUUUAUAGGCUCAAUUAUCUCCUUUCUGCAACUGUAAUUGUUGUAGUUGCUCAUCAAAUAUUUGCUCCAGUUUUACCUGAUGACUCGAACCAGUCUGAAGAUGAGGACCGUAUCAAAUAUGAAAAUAUCAAAACAAAACUAGAAUGAACAGUAAUUUAUAUCUUAGGAGUAGAGAUCUCAGUAGUUUCGAAGAUGAAAGAAAGUAGUAGAUGAUUAUUUAAUAGUUUUAUAUAAUUGAGUUCUGAAUCAACUAAGGGAUUUAGGCCUUUGGCACUUGUCCCUUAAGUCGUUUAGAAGUGAAAAUGUGAGUAUAUUUACUAUUUUGAAUUUUUUACCUAGGAUCAUUAGGUACUUGUGAUAUUUCUUUGAAGUUUUAAAGUUUUCGGACGAAGAAAUCAUGAAAAAGUCGUCAAGGGAAGAAUUUUUCUAGUUUUUCUUCUUUUUGAAGUGCGUUUCUGCAUUUGGAGACGUUUUUUCCUAUUUAUUUUACUAUUUCAUAUUGUAUCGAGAUUAAAUGAUACAAAAUCAUUGGGAUUGUUCCGCAACUCAUGACAGCAAUAUCGAACAAUUCUCCAACAUGUUGGACUAGUAUAGGAAUGUUUUUUUGAGAUUACCUUUUGAUCAAAUGAAGAACUGAGACUGAAGUAAAGUUAAUAUCAAAAUAAAAUUGGACUUCUGUUGGCAAAAUUCGAAUUAAUUUUACAAACCAUUUUUUUGGUUCUACUUUCUGACUAAUUAUUUUUGCUGAAGAAAUAUCUUCUUCGUAUAGAUUAUCAUUCUUUGGUUAGAUUUUAGCUACUAUACUUUCGUUCACGCGCUCUUCGAAAUGUGUGUUUUUUUUUAUUUUAAAUAAUUUUAUCGUAGGAGUUCAAAAUAUCGUGUUUUUUUAAAUUGAUGCGAAUAUUGUAUGAAGGUGAAUGAAAGUUGAAUGACAUAUUUAUAAACAGUUACCUUCUUGUGAUAAAACUGUAUCCAUACUUACUGAUGUGCACAGUUGUACAAAUAAAAGACAAAGUGAUGAA